AUGGCACUUAGUUACUUGCUGGAAAAGCAAGCGGCGGCCACUUCCGGCGUAGCCACGGCGUCUUACGCUACCACCAACCCGUUUCAGUUGCUGCCUCUAGAGCUUGUGGACAAAUGCACAGGAUCAAGACUUCACAUUGUUAUGAAGAGUGAUAAGGAAAUUGUUGGGACACAUCUAGGAUUUGAUGACUUCGUCGACAUGGUCCUGGAGGAUGCCACUGAAUUUGAAAUCACACCAGAAGGAAGAAGAGUAACUAAAUUAGAUCAGAUUUUGCUAAAUGGAAAUAAUAUAACAAUGCUGGUCCCUGGAGAAGGACCUGAAGUAUGAAUGGAUUUCCUGGACUUACACUAGAUUCUGUUUUGUCUCAUACUAACAAGAAGAUAGAAUUUUUUGUAAGCUUUUAAUAUUUGAAUUCUGUGAAGCUAAGUUUCCUGUUGAAGGGAAACGCUUUGAAAAUACAUUGUAAAUGUUCACUUUUGUAAGUUGAUCAUGGCUAUCUUGGGAAAAGAACAUUUUGUUCUUUCUAUGCUUAAAUAAAGUUGGUUUUGGUUACUAGUGAAAAAUAAAAUAAAAUAAAAUAAAAAACCGGGAGUCAGGCGCUAGGGUUAAGCGCAGGUGGCCUAAAGUGUAAGGAUCCCUGUUCAAGUCCCCACCCCCACCCCCCACCCCCGCUCCCCACCUGCAGGGAAGUGGCUUCACAAGCAGUGAAACAGGUCUGUAGGUGUCUUAUCUUUCUCUCCCCCUCUCU
This is a messenger RNA of Erinaceus europaeus (western European hedgehog), 748 nucleotides long. RefSeq names its product U6 snRNA-associated Sm-like protein LSm5. The transcript has 2 exons. Bases 1 to 327 code for a protein of 108 amino acids. Gene Ontology annotation, molecular function: RNA binding. NCBI's taxonomy places the organism in Eukaryota, Metazoa, Chordata, Mammalia, Eulipotyphla, Erinaceidae. Gene Ontology annotation, biological process: mRNA splicing, via spliceosome. The record is from RefSeq and is a predicted model, not a curated record. Gene Ontology annotation, cellular component: Lsm1-7-Pat1 complex; U4/U6 x U5 tri-snRNP complex; U6 snRNP.